Molecule: messenger RNA, 1461 nt
Organism: Cuscuta epithymum
Lineage: Eukaryota; Viridiplantae; Streptophyta; Magnoliopsida; Solanales; Convolvulaceae
Source: the annotation of a GenBank genome assembly
GCCGGACAGAGCCUCCUAUAUAAGAGCUUAUUUGACCUUUUUAUGUAAGUUCGAGGGCCUAUAUGAUCCUUUUCUCUAAAUAAAAUAAUGCCCCGUAUAAAAUAAAAUUAAUCAAGCAUUUUACAUGUCUUAUUAGGUCUAUCUUUCUUCAGUUUGAAGUUCGAGUAAUCUUAGCUUUUCAUGUAGAGUUACUACUAGUAUGACUUUUAGUAAAUGUUAUAAACGAUCCCAUUUGAAAUUUUAGAUUGAGAUAAAUAUAAGAAUAUUAUUUUUCGAAAUACUCCGAAUGAUUUUUACACAACUAAUAAAUAAUUGUGGUCAAAUUCGAAUACAUGAAUGGUGAAAAAGUCAAACAAUUAUAAUCGAUAAAAGAUGUAUGUAGUACGUAAUAAUGGUAAUAUAAUAAAAGAAGUGAAAUUUAGAGGCUCAUAUGUAGCGUAUUACCGGAGAUGGGCUGGACAAAAAUGUUGAAUUUAGAGCUUCCACCGAUGGUGAAGGUUUUCUUCUGGCAAGCUUGUGUUGAUUGUCUACCAUGUAAGCAGUGGCUUGUUCAACGAAGGGUACCGGUGUGGCCGAGAUGUGCGAUAUGCGGGAAUGAGGAGGAGACUUCACUCCAUAUUCUCCGGGAUUGUUCCUUGGUUAAUGCGGUUUGGCGUAGCAGGGGUCGGAAUUUCCUUCAGAUUGCAGCUGCUAGCUUUGGGGAAUGGGCUAGUUUGGUGGCAGAACGUGGUACGAGAGCUGAGUUUGAACAAUUUGCUAUGACUAGCUGGAGUUUGUGGAAAGCCCGUAAUGAGAAAGUGCGAAAGAAAUUAAACCCGGACUGGAAGGGAGUCAUCACGUCUGGCGAUGCCAUGCUGGAGGGCUGGCGGGAAGCGCAACAAUCCACGCUACAUGAGAGAACAAAACCGGGGCAGAGAGGAAAAUGGCAGGUUCCAGAAGCGGACUUUGUGAAAAUCAAUGUUAAUGCCUCCAUACCAACCAAGGAAGACACGCGAGGAUUGGGGUUGAUUGCUCGUAAUAGUUGUGGAGAAUUCAUAGCUGGGAAGAACGUGAGGAGAUGGGGACACUUCUCACCCGGGACGACAGAGGCACUGGCAAUAGAGGAAGCUGUUCGAUGGGCUAUGGAGCGUGGAUGGCAAAUGAUCAUCGUGGAAUCAGACGCUCAACAUAUUGUGAAAGGGCUUCACAAAGGAGAGAGAAUUCACUGUAAUGAUAUUAUAUUUAAGAAUAUUAGACACAUGAUGCCUAAGUUUGCUAAUAUAAGUGUCCAGUAUGUGCACCAUUCAGCAAAUCAAGCUGCCCAUAUUCUAGCACGGGAAGACUAUUCUGGGUCUGUCGGUAUUUGGAUUGAUAAUCCACCUGAUUGUAUUAUUCAUGUUCCGAGACAUGAUUUGAAUUAAUGAAGUUAUUGGAUUUCCAAAAAAAAUUAUAUAUAGCGUGUUUGGUAACAUUGAAAUCGGC